Chlamydomonas reinhardtii is the source of this 855-nucleotide messenger RNA. RefSeq lists its product as uncharacterized. Lineage: Eukaryota; Viridiplantae; Chlorophyta; Chlorophyceae; Chlamydomonadales; Chlamydomonadaceae. The record is from RefSeq and is a predicted model, not a curated record. Bases 85 to 456 code for a protein of 123 amino acids. The transcript has 4 exons.
ACCACUUUCGUGGUCUCCACUCCAACGAGCACGUGCCAGGUCUACUUCUCCACUUGUUGCCGGAUUAGGUAGGUGCGUGGGCGUAUGUGGGCGUGCAGCGCACUCGUAACCGGUGGUGGUGGUGACUUCAAGUCGACUGCGCAGUUCACCACCACCACCCGCAACUCGCUGAAGACCGCCGCAGCCGCUGUGAUGCAAGUGGGCAAGGCCUCAUCGGCAGGGGCGUAUGCCAGUGUGCUGGUGCCUGUGUCUUCUGCCACCUCAUCCGGCUUCAGCUGCGCCAUCAACAGCGAUGGCGGCAUCACUCCGCCGUCGGAGUUGGCCGCAGCAGCCGUGGCGGGGGGGCGAAGCCCCCCAGGAUUGCCCCUGUCCGUGCCUGCCUGCCUGCCUGCCUGCCUGCCUGCGUCGACAAAAAGUGCCAAACUGGCGCAAACCGCGAGUGCCACGUAUUAUUAAUUGCUAUUCCCUAUUGUAGAAAAAUAGGCGGCAGGAAAAACUCGGCCGGAGCGAGAAGCGACCUCGUGAUGAGUCCAUGGACAUCUUGACUUUCUUCAGUCCGCGAGUAUAGCUCUCGGCCCCUAAAUAUCUUACAUCCAUGUAUCAAAACAUGUCGACGACAAGCGUCUUGGGGCAAGAAUGUCGAAAUUGUUUGCAACAGCCAAACCAUGCGUCCCCGAGCCUUAAAUGUGUCGCGGCCCGGGAGCCCGCGCCCGAGCCCGGCUAGCCGUUUGCGGUGCUUGAGUGGGAUGUGGGUGAGGUGCAUUUGGGAUAUCAUGGACCGUGAAGUGGCGUGGGUAAGGUGGCGUGGCGUGGCGGGGACAGGGCAUGUCGGUGCCUCGGCACGGCGUUGGCAUA